Molecule: messenger RNA, 1017 nt
Organism: Diaporthe batatas
Lineage: Eukaryota; Fungi; Ascomycota; Sordariomycetes; Diaporthales; Diaporthaceae
Exons: 1
Coding region: 1-1017 (338 amino acids)
Source: RefSeq, a predicted model, not a curated record
AUGGCCCCUACACCACCUGCGUCAUCACCGGCGGCGAGACCAGACAGCGAGCGCACGAGGAGGAGACGGCCGCAACAACCAGUCGAGGAAGAAGACGAGGAUGAGAUUUCUUCAGAGGGGGAAUCGGGUGAUUCAGAAGAAGAAGAAGAAGAAGAAGCAGGGUCUGAAGAGGAAAGUGAGGAUGAGGCAGCACCACCACCACGGCCAAGGAAUAACAGGAACAUUGAUACCAAGAACGGGGGCAAAAACGUCAAAAGACCACCACCCAGGCCCUUGAACCCAAAAACAAAAAAUAGCAGCAGGACAAGGACAGCCCAGAAACCCUCAGAAACAACAGGCUCAUCGGCGCCAAGCUACGAGGACGCCGACGACAACGCAUACCGCCAAGACAGUUAUUCCUACCUGCCCACACCACCCACGCAGCGACAGCCCUCGCCCCUCCGCCAACCACAACGGCGCAACAAGGCGCCGACACAGCCACACCAGACACCAGGGCGGACGCCCCGGCCGGCGAGGUCCCGCACCCUCGCGGCGCCGCCUGCCGUGGCGGACCUCGCCAGCGCGGCAGAGACAACAGACUCGUCGUACUCGUCUUCAUCCACCACCGCCUCCUCCGCCGGGCCCUGGAAGCCCUACGCGCCGCCGUCCUCCGGGCGCGCCACACCGCAAACAUCUGCCAGGCGGCCGCCGGUGCCGCCGUCGUCGUCGGCGAGGCGCAGCAGGCCCGCGCCCGUGCCCAUCCCGCCGACCCAGGCUGUCGUACCCCGCGCGCCGAGGAAGAUGGUCCCAGCGGGAAGGAUAGAUGACGACGACGACGACGACGACGACGACGACGACGGGCAGGGCGGGGAGGAGGACGAGAUCGAGUUUGUGCCACGGGGCCCGGUCUCCGCGCCGGCACUGCCCGCUGGGGGCAAGAAGGCCGCGCUGGCUGUGGAGCUGAAGCUCAACCUGGACAUCGAGAUUGAGCUGAAGGCCAGCAUCCACGGCGACGUCACCCUGGAGCUGUUUAACUAA